Pleurotus ostreatus (oyster mushroom) is the source of this 2226-nucleotide messenger RNA. RefSeq names its product Light-sensor Protein kinase. NCBI's taxonomy places the organism in Eukaryota, Fungi, Basidiomycota, Agaricomycetes, Agaricales, Pleurotaceae. The record is from RefSeq and is a predicted model, not a curated record. The transcript has 14 exons. Gene Ontology annotation, biological process: phosphorylation; phosphorelay signal transduction system; regulation of DNA-templated transcription. The coding region runs from base 1 to 2226 and encodes 741 amino acids. Gene Ontology annotation, molecular function: phosphorelay sensor kinase activity.
AUGGCCUUUGGCACACUUUGGGGUUUGGUAGCUUGUCACUCCUUCGGUAGUCACGGCAUGCGCGUGUCUUUCCCCGUGCGCCAGAUACUCCGCCUUCUUAGCCAGUCGAUAUCUCGCAAUAUCGAGCGCCUGAGUUACGCCCAACGGUUCCAGGCAAGAAAAUUGAUCAAUACUCUUUCCUCUCCCGGUCAUCCCAGUACUGGCUACCUUGUCAGUGACGCAGACGACCUAUUGAGGUUAUUUGACGCCGAUUAUGGGGUUUUGGUCGUCGGAGAUGGCGCUAAAGUUCUGGGUCCUAACCAACACGGGCAAGACAUACUCAUUGUGGCCGAGUAUUUGCGCUUGAAGCAUGCGAUUCAAGCCUCUCAAUCUGUUCACAGCGAUUUCUCAGACUUGAACCUUUCCACAGGUCUAGAGAUCAUAGCAGGGCUUCUCUACGUCCCUCUAUCUACCAGUGGCCACGAUUUUAUCGCCUUCUUGCGCAAGGGCCAGCUUCGCUCCGUACGCUGGGCAGGCAAGCCCCGGACGAAGGACGACCCAACCCCGACCCUUGAGCCUAGGAGCUCGUUCAAAAUAUGGUCGGAAACGGUCGCUGGAAAGUGCAGAGCUUGGACCGAUGAACAAUUAGAAACGGCUGGCGUCUUGGCACUAGUUUACGGAAAAUUCAUCGAAGUAUGGAGGCAGAAACAAGAGGCUCUCCACGCGACGAGGUUAACCAACAUACUGCUGUCGAAUGCUAGUCAUGAAUCCCGUACUUCGUUGAACCAUAUCAUAAAUUACCUAGAGAUGGCGAUGAAUGGCCAGCUAGAUGGGGAGACCAGGGAUAAUCUAAGUCGCUCGCAUGCUGCUUCAAAGAGUCUGCUCUUUACCAUCAACGACCUUCUCGAUCUGACGCGGCUGGAGAGUGGCAACGAGACCUCUUUUCACGAAGUCUUCAACUUGUCUGAAGUUGUGCGGGACGCCGCCUACCUAUACAGCAAGGAAGCGGAACGUCGUGGCAUCGCUUUUGCCGUUGACGUCUCCGAAUGCCCGACAUUUGUCAUUGGAGAUGCAAAGAAAGUUAAGACUGUCAUCCAGAAUCUAACUGCCAAUGCUUUGAAAUUCACUGAGAAGGGAAGCAUCGAGGUUUCUUGCGCAAGAUAUAUGGAACCAGAGGGUCUUCGGAGUGCGGGCCAGAUGGCCGUCAAUAUUGUUGUGUCUGAUACAGGGUGCGGCAUCGCUCCGGAAAAACUCGAGUCCAUGCUACGGGAGUUUGAGCAAGUUGAAAUUGAACAACCAAAGUCUAGCGCUGGUCUUGGGCUCGGGUUGGCGGUAGUCGCGAGAAUAGUAGAGCAGCUAGGCGGCCAGCUGCGAGUGAAUUCCAAGGUGGACGAAGGAAGUCGAUUCUCCUUCUUGAUGCCAUCUACAUUCGCUGGCGACGACCAACACACCAGUUCCUCUGGUUCUUCAAGGUCAUCUCUUCAGUCGUCCUGCCCUAGGUCGCGAAACAGAAGCCGUAGCUCGAAGGGCAGCGAACUAGAACGUCUUGUCGAAGCCAUAUCCACGCAUCACAUGCACCCACAAUCGUUGUCUCCACGCAGCUCUGUACCAGAUUCCUCCCUGCCUCGACCAGUGAAGAUCGACGAUGGACAGAUGGACGUCGUCACGCUUCCUGUGGAACAUGCCAAUUCUAAAUCGUUGCCCGUACCACUGCUGAUUCCCUCCAAGGAGCAUCACACCCCAUCUCAGGCGCCAGAGCAACUCAGAAUUCUAGUCGUAGAGGAUAACGAUAUAAAUCGCGUCAUCCUUUCGAAGCGUCUGCGAAACGAUGGCCACGCCGUGGUGGAUGCUACAAACGGCCGCGAAGGCCUUGAUCAAGUGGAGGCUGACCGCGAGUUCGAUCUCAUUCUAAUGGAUAUCCAAAUGCCCAUACUCAACGGCUUCGAAGCUACGCAGAGCAUCCGAGCGCUUGAGACGGAAGAUAUGGGUAUGAGACGCCCCAUGCGCGUUUCCCACCAACUUAACGGUCGACUGCCGAUAUUUGUUGUCUCUGCGACGCUCACCGAGCACCAACACGACGAACUCGUUAAUUACGGCGUAGACGGGUGGAUUCUGAAGCCCAUCGACUUUAAGCGGCUCAGGACGAUUAUGAAAGGCUUGACGGACCUUCGUCAGCGGCGGUCGGAUUUAUACGAGCUGGGACGCAGCUGGGAAGCAGGCGGCUGGCUCCGUCGAGCAUCGGCAUAG